This is a messenger RNA of Passer domesticus (house sparrow), 5059 nucleotides long. RefSeq names its product synaptotagmin 2 (gene SYT2). The record is from RefSeq and is a predicted model, not a curated record. Gene Ontology annotation, cellular component: exocytic vesicle; plasma membrane; axon. The transcript has 9 exons. Gene Ontology annotation, molecular function: calcium-dependent phospholipid binding; syntaxin binding; calcium ion binding. Gene Ontology annotation, biological process: regulation of dopamine secretion; cellular response to calcium ion; synaptic vesicle endocytosis. The coding region runs from base 173 to 1420 and encodes 415 amino acids. NCBI's taxonomy places the organism in Eukaryota, Metazoa, Chordata, Aves, Passeriformes, Passeridae.
CGAGCCCGGAGGGGCCGGGGCUGCCGCAGCGCCGCGCAGGUCCCGCCGCCCGCCCGGCACCGAGCGCGCCCGUCCCGCCCGCCCCGCGCCGAGCGCUGCUCUGCCCGCGCUCGGGGCGCUCCGCUCCGCUCCGCUCCGCUGCCGCCGCCCCGGCCGGAGCCCCUGACCCACCAUGACGUUCAAGCAAGCAUCCAUGAUGGCCCCAGAGGCCACGGCCAGCACGCUGCCCAUGAGCACGAUGGAGAACUCCACUGAGGCUGCGGGGCCGGGCGAGAGCAAGGAGGACAUGUUCACCAAGCUGAGGGACAAGUUCAUGAAUGAGCUCAACAAGAUCCCCUUGCCACCCUGGGCCCUCAUCGCCAUUGCAGUUGUGGCUGGACUCCUCAUCCUCACCUGUUGCUUCUGCAUCUGCAAGAAGUGCUGCUGCAAGAAGAAGAAGAACAAGAAGGAGAAGGGCAAAGGCAUGAAGAAUGCCAUGAACAUGAAGGACAUGAAGUCAGGCAACCAGGACGACGAUGACGCAGAGACGGGUCUGACAGAGGGGGAAGGUGAGGAAGAGGAGAAGGAGCCAGAGAACCUGGGCAAGCUGCAGUUCUCACUGGACUAUGAUUUCCAGGCAAACCAGCUCACAGUGGGGAUCCUCCAAGCUGCUGAACUGCCAGCUUUGGACAUGGGUGGCACCUCAGACCCCUACGUCAAGGUGUUCCUGCUCCCUGACAAAAAGAAAAAGUAUGAGACCAAAGUGCAGAAGAAGACCCUCAACCCUGCCUUCAAUGAGACCUUCACUUUCAAGGUGCCCUACCAGGAGCUGGGUGGGAAGACGCUGGUGAUGGCCAUCUACGACUUCGAUCGCUUCUCCAAGCACGACAUCAUCGGUGAGGUGAAGGUGCCCAUGAACACAGUGGACCUGGGCCAGCCCAUCGAGGAGUGGCGGGACCUGCAGAGUGGCGAGAAGGAGGAGCCAGAGAAGCUGGGAGAUAUCUGCAUCUCCCUCCGGUACGUGCCCACGGCCGGGAAGCUCACUGUCUGCAUCCUGGAAGCCAAGAACCUGAAGAAGAUGGAUGUUGGGGGCCUCUCAGAUCCCUAUGUGAAGAUCCACCUGCUGCAGAAUGGCAAGAGGUUGAAGAAGAAGAAGACCACAGUCAAGAAGAAGACCCUGAACCCCUACUUCAAUGAGUCCUUCAGUUUUGAGAUCCCCUUUGAGCAGAUACAGAAAGUGCAAGUGGUCAUCACAGUGCUGGACUACGACAAGCUGGGGAAGAAUGAAGCCAUCGGCAAGAUCUUCACGGGCUUGAACUCCACGGGCACGGAGCUGCGGCACUGGUCCGACAUGCUGGCCAACCCGCGGCGGCCCAUCGCCCAGUGGCACUCGCUGAAGCCAGAGGAGGAAGUAGAUGCAGCUCUCGGCAAGAACAAAUAGGCAGCUCUGCCGGCCGGCGCGGCGCUGCGGACACUUGACCCAGAGCUACUGAUACCUCAGUUCUGCAACCUUCCUUUUGGUUUUUGUUCUAAGCUGAAAUGCCCUUCGAUGCCUCUGGAAGGGUAUCCAGGCAGUCCCAAUAGCUUCCAGGGGAAGAGGUUAAAGACAUGGAUGGUUCUUUUUGUUCUUCAGCAUCGCUCCCUUCUGCUGCAUGUCCCAUUGCCUCUGCUCGCCAUCCCUUCCCAGUGCAAAGCCAGCAGCACGCCUGGGACCUUCCCCAGCAGCUGUGUCACCAGCCUGCAGCAUUCCUGCCACCAUCCUGCCCUUGGGAUCACGUGGGGAACUGUGGAACGUUGCGUGGAGGUGAUACUGGAGCCUGAUGGUGCGAGAUGACCAGACCCACUGUGCUUGGUUGGGGCAUGACCAGCAGUGAGUCAGAAAAAUGGUGCAGAACACCCUCUGAAGAGACCUGGGUGCCUCCCCCUGGCCCUCCCCAAGGAAGGCUGAGUGCCCCUGGCCAGCUCCAGGUUUGGGUUCUCUGAGGAGAGGCUUGCAGGGGCCAUGGAUCCUGCUGGGGUGGUGGGGUGCCAAGCCCUCAGUGUUGCAGCAGGAGCUGUGGAGGCCAGUCUGGGCACAACGAUCCUCAGGAGGGCUGCUCCAAGGAGACACAGGGGGAGAUGUGGAUGCACCAGCAGCACUGUGUGGAUCACCACCAGCAGCAGCACCACAACCUCUGUUUUGUCCCCAGAGGGGCAGCGCUGGGUGAUUUGCACCUGUGUCCCACCAUGCUUGGUGAAUCCCAUAGAUCAAAAUGCUUCCACGAGGCAGGUUUACAAUGAGAGGUCUCCAGAUGUGAUGGGGGUAACCCCCCAGAGCUGAACCAGGUGUCUCCCCAGAGACUGUCCAUCGCAUGUCCCAUCAUUGCUGUGGGUGCCUCAGCCUCGGGACAGCCAGGGGGCCAUGGGGAGCUCCAGCCCCACCACCUGCUGCAGGUGGGGAUGGCAAGAGCAAGCCUGGGGCCUGGGGCCAACAAGGGACCAAAGCCCCUGACCCCCAUGAGCUGUUACUCCCCACCAGGCCAUUGGCUGUUAAACCCACCCCAUCCUGCUCCCCUUGGGGUAUAAGCCAUAUCCACGACCCUGACAGUGGCUAAGAGCUUCUCUAGGCUACUUCUCCCACUGUUCCAGAAAAGCCCCUGAGCCAGAAAGCCAACACAGCUCUCUGCAGCUGGGAGAGGGUCCAGCCCUGCCCAGUUCAGUCCAGUCUGUACUGGAGCACUGAUGUUAGCUCAUGUCCCUGUCCCAGCUCCAGCUCCACAGCAGCCUCACUUUGUCUCUGCUCCUUUUGGCUUCCCUGGACUCAGUGUGGGGGUUCCAGCACUGCAGCAGUGAAGGGCUGAGCCCAGGGAUGUGCUGGCACUGGGGACACUGCUCUGGGCUGGGACCACUGCUCUGGGCUGGGACCAGGUCCAGGGACACAGUGCCAAAACUGAGCUCAUCCCAAUGCUGUGGGAUGCUUUAGCAGCUCCCGCAGCUCUGACUUCCCGAAGGGCAUCCUGGCCCUCUCCAGAGGUGGGGAGAUGAUGGGAAACUUGGUGGCAGUCACUGGGUUUGAAACUUGGCUCAGGGGGUUCAAAUGGACAUGGGGACCAGCCCCUGUCCCUGGAGGGCUGUGCAGCUCUGGGACAGGUGCCCAGGGCAGGACAUCUCCAUCUGUGGGAGGUUUGGGGCUCGGAUGGCCGAGCUGCAGUGUGGGAAGGGGAUGUUGGACAGGGACCUCUAACGAGCACCUCCACCACCACUGUGGCUGCACUUGGCCCAUGCCCUGGUGAAGGUGGCACCGGGGCCACGCUGGGUCUGCAGGGGUCAUCCAGCCAGUGGUCUCUCAGGGCCAUCUCCAGCUUUAAUUAGUCCCUUUUCCUAAUGAAUGUGUCAGUAUCAACAGAAGGGGUCCUGCCCUGCCCCUGUAGCCAAAGGGAGAAGAAGUCUUUGUUUGCUUUUAAUAAUGGGGAGCUGCAGGGGGGCCGAUGCCCCAUGGUCAGGAGCACUGCUAGGACUCAGUCUCAUUUUGGGGUCCAUCCAGGUGUCGGGGGCAGGGGGGUGUGGGGUGUAUGGGGGCAUUUGCCUUACAUGCAAUGGGUUAAAAGAAGAGGAAUUAGAAAAAGCACUGAAAUUCUACUGUUUGCAGCCAGCGAGUGUGCAUGGCCCCGCAGCCUUCCCAGGGAAGCAGGUGGAGGUGUGUACACCUGCACAUCUGCACACCUGCACAUCUGCACACCUGCACAUCACACCUGCACACCCCAGAUGCACCCCCUCCUGUGUGCUCCCCUCCACCCCUCUGCCCCCAGACCCACCGCAUCGGCCGGGGUCCGGAGAUCCAGGCCAGGAGUGCUCAUCCACCCUGGCUGCUUUCCAUUCAGACUCUUCAAGCCUUGGAGGGGGAAGACUGUGACUUUAAUACAUGAUUUAAUUUUUUUUUUAAUAAAAAAGGGAAAACCAACCAACAUCCUGAAGCCAUCUGCGCUGCCUCUGACCCGCCCCUUAGCUGUGUGUAGGUGAAUUAUAUGGAGACAUAGCUGUAUAUACCACGAGCAGUGCAUGUGACGCAGCCACGUAGCAGUAGCAGCAUGGCCCCAGCCCGGCGGCUGCCACCCUCCCAGCGCCGCCGUCCCCAUCUCCGGCCUCCCGCCAGGGAGGAGGCGGCCACUACCAAAACCCAUCGCUCGAGAGCUCUCCACCGCCCUGAUUUUUCCCCCCCAGUUAAAAUGAAAAUCCCCAAUUAAUCAUAUAAAAGAAAAUAAUGCCAAGAAGCAAAGCAUGCCAAGCCCGACCCGCCAGCGGAGAGUGAGCUCUCACCGACGCGGCCGUGGUGUCCAUGUGUGUCGUGUUCCUGUGUCUUGUCACGUUUGUCCCAUGGCCGGGUAGCAGCUACAUCGUGGCUUCGGUGUCCUGUGUCGCGUUGGUGCAUCUCACCGUCAGAGCAACUUUAGAAGCCAUAUUAGAGCACGGUGCACCGGGACCCCACAGGGACAGGCCCACGGUGAGCCGUGACCCCUUCCCCCCAUGUGUCCACGUCCCCCCGGUUUCGUGGGGCUCAGGCUGCCAGGAGCCGCAGCGGCCACCGCCCUGCUGGCCUUGGGUGCCGCUGUCACGCCGGGCGAGGGGACAGGACAACGCUGGGCACAGAUGGGAUCGACCUGCUGGUGGUGAAAAGGCUUUUUGGAGCAAUUUGGGUUAUUUCUGCCAUGUCCGAUCAGUGGUUUCUGUUUUGGGGACGAGAGCUGGCACUUCCCUCUCCUGGUGGCACCGUGGAGCAAACCCAGCUGUGCCAUGGAGAUGCUCCCCGGGUUAAAAAAGGAAGUGAAUCCACGAGCCUUGGCAACAGGCUCGGGUUCCUUUCCUUUUUUCUCCCGAUCUGGGACAGAGGAGCCAGCUCCUUUGGGAGUCGCAGGCUCGGCCACUCUCGGCCCCGCAGUGCCGGCCCCGCUCGGACCGUCCCAGCCCCGCAGCGCUCGGCUCCGGCGGAAGCUGCUUUUAAUGCCCCUUCCCCUCGUGUGGACUCUGUCGUUCUGUCUCUGAUUGUUUGAUGGUUAUUUUGUAAUGAUUUACGUCUCCUUAUUAAAGAAAUGAGCUGAAAGGA